Messenger RNA from Daphnia pulicaria, 2101 nucleotides. RefSeq names its product DNA primase large subunit-like (gene Prim2). The transcript is spliced from 7 exons. Gene Ontology annotation, cellular component: alpha DNA polymerase:primase complex. The record is from RefSeq and is a predicted model, not a curated record. The coding region runs from base 126 to 1676 and encodes 516 amino acids. Gene Ontology annotation, biological process: DNA replication, synthesis of primer. NCBI's taxonomy places the organism in Eukaryota, Metazoa, Arthropoda, Branchiopoda, Diplostraca, Daphniidae.
GAGAUCUUUUGUUGUUUCAUUUACCGUCUGCUACUCUGCUUUAUGUUAAGUGUUAACCGCGCAGUAAACUUGGUAGAAAAAAAAUUUUGUUGAAUAAAUUCCGAGGGAAAUAGUUACUUUUAAAAAUGGAAUUUCAACGCAACACAGUUCGGCGAACUAUAAAAAAUUCUAUGAAGCUAAGAAGUGAAUAUCCUCAUUCUCUGCAACUAUAUUCCGUACCUCCCAGUGAAACCAUCGGUUUGCAAGAACUUGAAGAUUGGGCUGUCGAACGUCUCAAAGUUCUUAGGACAAUAGAGCGUGUCAAUCUGAGUAAAAAUGCCAGAUUCUCUGAUGAUUGGAAGACUGCCCUGAAAAAUGAUUUACAAAAGCAGAACUUGAACAGUUGGUAUCAACUGAGCUCAAGUAUCAAAGAUGAUAAGAUGGAUGAAAUCAUUUCAAAAUCACGACAGAAAGAUCAUGUUUCUCACUUCUUGAUGAGACUUGCAUAUUGCAGGACUGAAGAGUACAGGCGUUGGUUCAUUGCUCAGGAAACUGAUCUCUUCCGCUUUAGAUUUUCGAUGGAAAGUUCAGAAGAUAUCAGGGCAUUUAUGAAAGAAAACAAAAUGAAUUUUCUACCCAUUCCAGAGGAAGAAAAAAAGAAGAUAUUGACUAAACUUAUACAUGCUGCCCAAUUUAAUGCCAAUAAAGUUGAUGCAGUGGAAUAUUACAAGGUUCCCUUUACAGAGGCUUUAGAUCUAGUUCGCCAUCGCAAAGUAUACUUGCAAGCCGGAUUUGCAUACAUUCCAAGCGAGGACCUCGUUUCCAUAAUCACAGCUAUGUUCCGCUCUCAUUUAUCACUUGCUAUGGCGCUUACUAUGCGUUCACUACCAGAGCUAGAGGACGAUAAUCGAAUCCGUCGCUUACUGAAUGACUUUGAUAAACGAUAUACCGGUCAAGAUUUUAACUCUCUGCAAAAUAAAUCUUCUGGUGCCGCUGUAACACCAGAAAUGAUUGAUGGGUUGUCAAAACAAUCUUUCCCACUCUGUAUGAGACAUUUACACGAGACAUUGCGUUCUACUCAUCAUUUAAAACACGGCGGACGUAUGCAGUAUGGACUUUUUGUUAAAGGAAUUGGACUUAGCUUGGAAAAUUCAUUGAAGUUUUGGAGGGAGGAAUUCUCCAAAAAUAUGGAUAUGGAUAAGUUCGAAAAGCAAUACGCGUACAAUAUUCGCCACAAUUACGGAAAGGAAGGAAAAAGAAUCAAUUACGCACCUCAAAGCUGCAUCAAAAUCAUUAGUUCCAGCGUAGGUCCGGGUGAGAAUCACGGUUGUCCGUUCAGACACUUUGAUGCUGCCGUCCUUCGACAGAAAAUGACAAUGAAUCGUGUUCCUCAGCCAGCGAUUCAAGAAAUAGUCGAUCUAGUGACACGCCAUCAUUACCAGAUUGCCUGCCAGCGGUACUUUGAAGCCACGCACAACACAGAAAUUGAUAGUGGUAUCCAGCACCCAAACCAGUAUUUUAUCGAAAGCCAAAAGAUCCUCAACGGUGAAGUGAAGGAGAAAAUCAAGGGAGCGAAUAAGGUACAGACCAUUCGUGCUACUCUUCCAGCUAAAGUAGAGAAACUUGAAACAAAUGAAAAUGAGGUUCUCAGCGAAUCCGUUUUGGCAGCAAUUGAUAUGGAUGAUGAUUUCAACUAAAUAGUUUAAAUCAACUUUUACUUGAAAGCCGUACAAAGGGUUUUAUCGAUUAAAUUGUAUCUAGCUAGAAGUAUUGCGCACUGCAUUCGGUUGAUCAAUACGAUUCCCCAACUGAAUAAGCUUGCCUUUUAGAAGUUUGUAACAAAAUUGUAGAGAUCGUAUGUUAAGACGCGUUUGAACUUAACUUGAAUAUCUUUCCCACGGCAUCAGAUGUAUAUCAUUUCUUAUCUAAAAUGUAUCUCUGAAACUUUGUGUAAUUGAAUUUUGUAAACUCAAAGUUUCAUCCGAAAAACAAGUUUUGGUGCAUUACUUGAAAGGAAAACUUGCGUCCGCUCAAAGUACUUUUUGAGGUUGGUGUACUUUUUCCUAAUCGUCAAAAAUUACUUUUGGAACAAUAGAAUAAUAGAACGAGACAUACUUCGUGA